CGAAUGUACCCCAGUGGCACACAAGCGGGGCAAGUAAUUGCUCGUCUGGAGCAACUGCAAGCAAGGUCUCCUUCCCCAAAUCCUUGGGCCCCUUUCGUUCCUGCCUGGGCCAAAAGCAAAGGGCAUGGGCGGUUCCAGGACUCCGCCAGGUAUUAGCUCACUUGUACCGAGAAUUAGGUAUCGAUCUCACUAGGGAACGCCUUGACUACGUAUCUCAGACCAUGUAAAAGCGAAAACAUCGGGUCUGGGCCAUUGGGCGGCGACUUAAGCACUCCACUCUCACGUCGCCAACGACCGCAGCUUUUUGCGGCUCUAAGCGGACCCAUCCUUCCCAACGACUAAGAAAGAGAGUGACGACUAUCAGACACGACCGCUUGAUUAUAUUCAGUCCCACAACUGUCGCUUAUGUAGGACCGAAUCGACGACAGAGAGACAAAGCAUCUGAAUCAUCCACCAACCAUGGCUGGGCCGCAGCAAGGGCGACCAACGAGUAACGGUGACGACGACGCUGACGUCAACAACACUCAAAUACUGUCGGAAAACUGUGUUCGGUAUUGCAUUUUCCUAAUCGACUCCAACGCCCAGAGUGACCAGAGAAAACAUCUCUCUCGUCUUGAAGACUUGCGCAAAUCGGCCUUGGAGCUCACAAACCGCCUAACAGCGGACUACAUUUGGCAAAAGGGCUCUCUCACACUUGAUGUGGUUACCUCCGAAGGCCUAACCUUCCUACAAGGGACAACCGACUACGCAGACGCCAUCGAAGACGAAUGGUUGAUAGUCUACGUCCUCAGAGAACUCUCCAAAACCCACCCAACUGCCUGGGUGCGCGUAUUCGACGUAGAUGGAGAGUUCCUACUGAUAGAAGCAGCCAAUGUUCUUCCAAGAUGGUUGAGCCCAGAGACGGACUUCAAUCGCGUCUGGAUUAACAACGGCCGCCUUCGUAUCAUCCCGCAACCAUCUGAGUCAGGCUCAAAGUCGAUGCUACUGACGUUGCCGGAUGCCGUGCGCAUCAUCAAAACUGCCGCCGACUCGCUGGUUCUCUCAGAUCUAAUCGAGGCUGAGGCAUUCUAUCGCCUCGAAAAGUAUCCUGGUCAGAUUCAGAACUCUUUGCACCACUCUCUCGUCACAGUCCCUCGAAGACUGGCUCACGUUCUCCACCUGAGCCCCAAGGCUGUCGCUCCGGCUGUGGAAUCAUUCUAUCUUCGUGAUGCUUUGGACCUGAGGGCACUUUUGUCUCGAGUCAAUGAUCUUCAAUUUCCUCCGAAAGAUCUUGUCACGCUAAGUGUGAAAUUCACCCGGGUGUUGUUUGCUCAGCUCAUAUCCCAGAGGUUCGAUCCUCCUGUCCCAUGGGCUGGUCUGAUUCAGCAAGCAAAGGGCACGGAACUAAAGCGCCUGGAAAUCGGCAUGAAACUCACGUGCGGAUUUGAAAUCAUGAUGAACAACAUUGGCAAAAUCGACAGUCGCCAUGCACGAGAGGCAGGUAUCAUUGUCGAGGAUCUCAAAGAGGAUGGGGACUCGGUGCUUCCUGCGGAUGAAGACAUUCGAACAUGGAAAGAUGCUUUUCGAGAAGACGACGAGUCGUGGAUGGAUAUCAACUACGAGGAUUUCGAAAAUGAGCUGUCGGGACGACGUAAGAAUGAAAAUUGCAGCCGGCCGAAGUCUGGAUUUGGGGAUGCUGCGACGCAGGCAGACCUGCGGAAGAUUGUUUCUCGGUUUGAGGCCUUUUUGAACGACGAAAGCGCAGGACUCGAUGGCGCCGAGGUCGACGAGAUGGACAUGGACGAUGAUGAUGACGAUGAUGAGAGCAACGGCGACGACGAAGAGGACAAGGCGGUCAGCUUUGACGAGGUAGAGUUCUCUCGAAUGAUGAGGGAGAUGAUGGGAUUGGCACCGGCCGAGCCUGGUACCACAUCAACAUCAAGUGAGUCGGCUGCAACAGCAAACAAUACCAUACAACCAGGGCUGGGAGAGCACAUGGAGGAGGAACCCGACGAUGAAGAGCUCCAGAAGCUAGCUUCUCAGCUGGAAGCAGAGCUCAAUGCACACGGCGCUCUUAGGUUGAGCCAGCCGCGGAACAAGGUUUCUACGCUUGAGGACAAGGGCAAAGGCAAGGAGAAGGCCCCUGUUGGCUCGAGGAACAUGUCGGCGACAGCUGACCAUGUGGCUACCGACGACGAAGAUGAGGACGAUGGCGACAACGGAGAAGUUGACAUUGAUUACAACCUGGCGAAGAACCUUCUUGAAAGCUUCAAGGGACAAGCAGGCAUGCCAGGCCCUACUGGCAACAUCCUAGGCAUGAUGGGACUGCAGCUCCCGCGAGACGAGGACGACAACGACACUGGAAGCAAUGAGAAAUGAAAAGUCAAGUGAGCCGAAGACUUUAUUAUGUGUCGCCCCGCACAUACUCAAAAGACAGUGUAAUCUUCGAGAUCUCCCAGAAAGAAACUAGCAGCCGUACGCCAGGCUUCCACCAAAAAAAAAAAAGGG
Molecule: messenger RNA, 2487 nt
Organism: Colletotrichum destructivum
Lineage: Eukaryota; Fungi; Ascomycota; Sordariomycetes; Glomerellales; Glomerellaceae
Product: Putative Ecd family protein
Exons: 2
Coding region: 460-2358 (632 amino acids)
Cellular component (GO): nucleus
Source: RefSeq, a predicted model, not a curated record